AUGGCUGGCUGGUUGAGCUUCGUUUUGGUCGCGAUCGCGUUGACGAUCGCGAUCGCCGAGUCGAGAGUGAUCCCGGCUGAACCCGUCUCUGUCAUGCUGGACGCUUACGGCAACCCCAUAAUGGUCCUAAGAGAGAAAAGAACGGUCGUACACCCUUAUCCGCAACGGGCGAUGAUGUUCACCGGAUAUUACCGGCCGGUACGCCGUUCGAAUAACGGCGGCCAGGCGACUGGAGUCUUCGCUCAGGGGAACGCCGUGAGCGGCGAGGCUUUCUUCAGUGGGAUGCCGCACCUCGGGGGUGGUCCGGAGCCGAUCGAAGAAGUGUCGAGCGCCGAGGCGCAGGCAGCGCCAGCGUCCGAGGAGGCCUACAACGAGGAGGAGGAACGGCAGCAACAGCCGCCUCAUCGGGAACAUCAUCACCAUCAACAAGAGGAGCACCACCACGAACACCACCGACACGAGGAGGAAGAGCAGCCUCAUCGCGACGAGCAUCACCAUCGCCAUCAACAGGACUCUCAGGAACACCACGAGCCGGAGCAAGUCCCGUUGACUACGGAGAUCGCGCAACCGACGGAGGAACCGAUUGCGGCCAGCACGGAAGUGUCGGAAGUGUCGGUAAAACGACCGAAGGCGCACAACAAGAAGACGCAGAAGACACCGGUGAUCGUGGACGACGACAACGAUGACGAGGACGAGGCGGACGAGGAAGACGACGAACCGGUCGCGCCGUUCGUGCCUUUCAAGGGCAACAGACGUCGCCAGGGAUAUCCUAAUCUGAACAACUACUUUCCCAUGGUCUUCAGCUUCCCGAGGGCUGCUACUCGCUCUGGAUCCGCAGGUUCCCCUCCUGGAACCAUCACUGCUAUCGCGAAUAGCUACUCUACGGGGAAGGGCGGGGUCGCCAGCUCGGUGGCAACUGCGUACGGUGGAUCUCCCACUGGAAAGAAACGACGCUCGCAAUCCGAGGAAUAGCUCCUAGUGGGGCGAUUUCAUCGACAAGUUGAAAAACCGAGUCGUCCGUCACCGUCUGGACACCUGAAGGAUAAACGAAGCUGCGACCUCCGCCGGAUUCUUGCGCGUUAUUCACCACCAAUCUGCCGAUCAACUUCUCAUUCGUCUUUAUCUCCGAAUCCUGAACAUUUGACAGAAGAUAAGCCGCAGAAAUUUGGCGUAAAAGAAUUUUCGGCGAAGAAACAA
Dinoponera quadriceps is the source of this 1197-nucleotide messenger RNA. RefSeq names its product AT-rich interactive domain-containing protein 1B-like. The record is from RefSeq and is a predicted model, not a curated record. The transcript has 4 exons. The coding region runs from base 1 to 972 and encodes 323 amino acids. NCBI's taxonomy places the organism in Eukaryota, Metazoa, Arthropoda, Insecta, Hymenoptera, Formicidae.